AUGUCUGCUAUAGAAUACAAUAAUUUGCUUUUCAAAAUAAGCGAGAGACUGAACGAGCUGAAUGUAGGAAGACAAUUGCUUGUUAUGUUCAGAGGGAAGGUGGCGCCUCGCGAUGAAGAAAACAUGCAAGAUGUCUUCCCGUUGUUUGUAGAGUUGGAGCAGAAUGGUUUUCUUGGUGCAGAUAAAUUGAAUAUUUUAAAAGAUCUUUUAAAAGGCCUUGAAGAAUGGUCACUUUUUGGGAAUGUCAAAUCGUUCGAGAGUAAACGAAAGGAAUACAACAGCUUGCUGGAGAGAAUUAUUCAUGUUCUAGACGAGCUCGAUUGUCUCGAACAGCUUGUCGCCAUUUGCAAUGAUCGGAUACCGGAAGAAAAGCAUAGCAGCAUACAAGAUGUUAGAUCACUGUUUCAGGAGCUGGAAAACAAUGACUCUUUAGGGAUCGAUCACCUUGAAGUCCUGAAGGAGAUUUUGACCCGACAGGAGAAAACUGAUUUACUUCGGGAAGUGGAGGAAUUUGAAGACGGAAAAAACCAAGAGGAAGAAUUUGAAUGGCGAAAAGGUAUUGUUACCGUUCUAGAUUCUUCUUUGGGUAUAUCCUCACGAUCCGUCGCGGCGGUUUUUACUGAUUCUACUUAUUUCUCCCCCUUAUAACCUGUUUUAGGACCAUUUUUUGUACUCAGAGGGACCAAACGAAUGUCUACUGUCUCAAUAUAUAAUUACGAAAUAUUUCAUUUCUCUUUAAUUAAAUUGUUCUACCUAAGUCAUGUAAUAUUAUUAAUUACGAACUGUCUACCCCGCGUCCAAGUCCGAUCUUACAUACCUGUACAAUGUUUCUUAGACCGCUGUUUUAAAAGGAAAUAUACGUCUAAGCCUGUAAGUGUUUAUGAUUUCUUAGAGAGGCAAGACCGUAAAAUUCUCAGAAAAGUUUCUAAUGCUAAAGGACAUCCACUUUUAUCUAUUAUGCCUCGUGUUGAACCCACAGUGGUCCAGUUACAGUCUUAGGAAAGAAACUUGUUUUAGACCUAAGAUUAACACUAUGCGUUUUAAAAGCUCUAGUUAUUAAUCGUUGAGUUUUUAAUAUGAAUUAGCUAUGCAAUAUACUAGAUUUUUUAAUUCUCAUUUUUUACCUUUUUAAAAUCUUACACUUUCUUGUAACGAAAGAUAUGUAUUUUUAUCUUUUGAUGAAUAAAGAGUUUAUUAUUAUUAUUGUUAUUAUUAGUAUUAGUAUUAUUAUUUUUAUUAUUAUUAUUAUUAUUAUUAUUAUUAUUAUUAUUAUUAUUAUUAUUAUUUCAGCACAAGCAGCUGCGAUAGCGUCGUCGGCCAGCAGCAAUUUAGCUGGAGGUAAGUUGCGCUCGUAAUUAUUAAGCUCCAUGCACAGAACGGGAUUUCCACCGCCCCCCGCUGGGAAGACACGGUCUCUUGAAUAGAGACAAAGAUCUCAGUCCGGUGAUUUUUCUCAUAAGUGACAAGUAUAUGUUAAUUUUGUUAGGAUUGAUUAGAUCUUCUGUUUAGUACUGAUAUAAAAUAUUUAGACACUGGCAAACUGUUUAACAUUUCACGACUAGUGAACCUAUUUUAGGACUCUCAGUCAUAGCUAUAUCUUGGUUUUAAUGCUUCUUCAGAUCAGAUAGCUGAUAGACUUCAAAACAGUCUGAACUUUUCAGUGCGCAAUUGAAGAACGUGGAAGCGGUCAAUGAACAUCUGGAGAGAGAGAAAGCCGCGCACGCUCAAGCGCCAGUUCCAUUGGCUGCCUAUCAAACAGAUUUAAUUGAUCGCAGAGACUCGGUUAUGGCAUAUAGCCUUUCAUAGAUUUCCACUCCUGCAAAUCAAGUACAUAGCGGGGGUACUCCUGGGAAUUCUUGGUGGGGGUGUGCCGCCCGGUCCUCCAACACCUGACCCUGUUCCAGACCAAAAAAUAUAAUUUCCCACACCCGUUUUCAGACCAGACCUCUAAAAUCCAUACCCGUUUUCAGACCUGACCUUUAGACAGAAAUUAUGUUAUCACUGUACUUAGACUAGAGCGCAAACAAAAAAAUUCUUCAAAUCCGUUUCGAGUUCGCAUACUUCUCUUUCUUUCUUACUCAGUUGGAAUUGAAACGAUGAAUACGUUCAUACACUCCUGUAGUUCCCUCAAAAACCAUACCCGUUUCCAGACCAAAAUGGGCAACGUGUAUACCCGCUUUCAGACCAAAACGGCGCAAAAACCCUACCCGAUGGGCCAGAACAUACCUAUAUAGCUUAUAUAAAGGAGUACCCCCGGGGUCAAGUCUUGCAUUGUUUGUUUAAAAAAGAGUUCAGAGGACAUUUUUUGAGACUUUAUUACUAUUUUGGCUUAAAAUUGUUAUUGUCUUCCUUGAUUUUCAGUUCUGAACAUAAAGACAUUGUUCAAAGUGGCUGCAGGGGGUACAAUUAUAGCGUCUGCCUAUCAGCUACUGAGGCGUGGCUGCACAUAUGAUCAGUUCGUAACUGCUGUUAAUACCUGCGUCCUUCCUGCUGGCGUUAAACUGAUGCAAAUAGCUGAAGGGAGCGUGAUCCUCAAAGUUCAAGCCGAAAACAUUUCAGCUCUUAACACCUUGUGGUGUUUAUACACAGACGGGGCGCUUAAGGAAUCCCUGCAAGCUUUGUUUUUCAUUGAUGAAUUGAGAGAACUUAUCGGGGAAGAACAAGUGGAAGUGAUUGUGACCAUCGACGAAGAGGAAUACGAUAAAGCCCGUGAGGAGUUAAUGAGAGAAGCACAAGGUGUUUUUUUUUUCUAGUUUUCCAGUUAACAUUAACGCACGGAUGAUACGUAAUUUCAUCUUUCAAACUAGAAAAGUGUUAGAAGAGGAAAAUCAUUUUAAUUUUUGUUGUGAACUUGGGUAGCACUGAACCCGGAAAAAUCACUACAUGAUUAGAUGGGUAUUUUGGAUCGUCUGUUUUCCUUACGUCAGUUGGCUCUCUUUUCACAUGCAGAAGCUUCUUUGGGUUUCAGGAGGCUGAGAAGAGAGAAAAAGAAAGCGCCAGUAGGGACUCGUUUCCCUCUUUCCAACGUUCCCCGCGCGUCUACAAUAAUUAUUUUUAUUAUUAUCGUUUUUUUUUUCAUGGAAUCCCUGAGGGAGCCUCUGUCUAGGAGACAGAGAGAGUUCUGUUCAUUAUUUUGUUUUCCUUUACACUUGGUUUAAUUCUAUCAUGUAAAGGUCCUGUUGUGCAGAUGGAGGAGUGGCAGGAGAAAGUCGCUUACAUUCAGAGUUAUUUAGCACAAACCAAGGAUAUCGAUACUCAAAGCUUCACAAAAGAAACAAGCGACAGUGGAAUAUCGAGAUCACAUGCUGUUCCUUCUGAACUUGGCGGACCUGAGGAAGCCAGCGGUAAGAUUUCACUAAAGUUAUUGUUAGAGGUUGUAUUCAAACUGAAGUCUAAUGAACAAUUAUUCCUCGAGCCCGAAUGGGCUCUGAGUCAAUAGCCCAUGAGGCCAAAGGCUGAAUGGGCUAUAUUGACUCAGAGGCCAUGAGGGUGAGUGGAAUAAUUGUUUUAGAAAAAUCCAUCUAGUUGAUCAAAAAUAUCGAGACAAAACAACUUUAGCUAGCAAAACGUAAUUCAGCCGCCAUUGUUUUGAUUUUCAAAGCCGGCUCUUUUCGCUACUAGUGGGCUAUAACAUAUAGCCUAGUAGUAGCUCAACCAGUCAGAACGCAGCAUUGAUACUAAUUCCUGAUAUGUGAGAUUGACACGUCAUCAAGUUCAAGCGCGACUGCCUCAAGGCAAACAAUGCAGAAUAUUGUUAUGGCAACUAUCGAAUUAUCUCUUGAAAAGACUGAAUUAAUUCCUCAAUUUUUGGACCUUUCCGAAAACUAUCUUCCGAUUGGUUUCAAUUAAUUGGUCUAAAAAUAACUUUGGUGAAAUUCACAUAUCCCAAGGGCUACACAGGGCUCAGGCCUCUCUGAGCCGUUAUUCUCUCUUGGUUUAAUCUACUGAGUUGAUAAUAUAAAGAAAGGUUAGACGCUGACCUCACGAGCGCUAGCUGAGGUCAGAUUAAAUCAAUUCGCUCUGACGAAGAGAAAGCACUCUGAGAGUUAGCACUUUUUUUGAAACUGUAAUUUCUUUACCCACGAAUCGACGCACUUAGGAGUUCUUAUGAACUCGUUUAAACGACGAGGUGAUUACUGCUUUUAUCAUUUCGCUACACUAUUUUUUCUGCUGGGGGAAAUUAACUAGUCGCAUUUCCUAUUUUUCCCUUCUUUCUAGAUUCCAUUUUCAAUCUUUGCUUAAAAGAUUUAGAUAGUACAGUGACGGAAGAAUUGGCACGUAGACUCCGAAAUGACCUGACUUCUCUGCGGCAAUUUUGCAAGGCAUUUGGACUGGACCCUGAGAAACUGAACCCCAACAGGCUGCAAAGAAUAAGUGAAUUGUUUCCAGACACCCCAAUCAAGCUGUUAAGAGACGUUUUUGAGGAACUGCAGUUAAAUGAUCUUGUAGAGUUCCUAGAGAAAGUGAAACCACGCACGCUUCUUCCUUCUGUUCCCCUGGAAGAAGUGAGGAAGUUCCUAAAUGCCACUGAACGACCUACAAAGUUUUACAGCCAAGCAGAGGUUUUAAUAAUCGCGUACACUGACAAGACAGAUUCUGUAGACGCAUGUUUUGAAAACAUCGGAUCUUUUUUCGAAGAUCUUUUUUACAUUCAGAGAGCCAGAUAA
Molecule: messenger RNA, 4667 nt
Organism: Porites evermanni
Lineage: Eukaryota; Metazoa; Cnidaria; Anthozoa; Scleractinia; Poritidae
Source: the annotation of a GenBank genome assembly